AUGCUUUCCUAUAGUUAGAAGGCUAUAAAUAGUCACCAAUUGUUGCUGCCUGGUCUAGAAAAACUUAUCUCCAUUGUCUCUUGCAAUAGUGGCAGCAACCAUUGGUGGGAACGAGUUCUAGGUGGCUCUACCACUCCUUUCAUCGGCACUGAGUUUGUCAAAAAACUCCCUUCUGCAAUGUGUGUAGGGACUUGUACUCGGAUCCUGGGCCCAUGCCUCCUCAUCUUGGGCUUUCUUUCCAUUGUUGCUAACAUUCUCCUCCUCUUCCCCAAUUGGGAAUGGUGUUACCUAAGCCUGGGCCAAAUCUCUAAGAGGGCAAUGCUAAUGCCAGGAGUGUGGGGAGGAGGCCUGUUAGUUUUUCCCGCUGCAAUUCAGAUCACAGGUAUUGGAUGGAGGUGGAAGUACUUCAGCAGCUCUGGAACUUGCUGUAAGAUGUUUCUCUCCAUUCUACUAUCAGGACUGUCCCUCCUGGGAUCAGCUGCUUGUUUCAUUUUGUCUGGUUCAGGCUUGACAGAGGGGCCGCUCUGUCUCUAUAAUUCCACCCUCAAUCAGCAAAAGGUGCAACAGUGGGGUUAUCCAUUUCUUGAAAUGGACUAUCAUGUCUUGAACAAUGGGGCUCAGAAUUACUUGUACGAUCCCUCCCUUUGGAAUUCAGUUUGCAUCAAGCCACAGAACGUUGUUGGCUGGAAUGUGUAUUUCUUCUGUGCCCUCCUAGUCAUCAGCAUGGUUGAAAUGAUCCUGGCUGCUCUCCAAAUUAUCAAUGGCUGUUUUGGAUGUGUCUGUGGCUUAUGUGAACAGAAGAAAUAGGUAACAUGGAUUCAGAAGUGUUUCAACCCUUGGUUCAUUUUUACU
Molecule: messenger RNA, 852 nt
Organism: Candoia aspera
Lineage: Eukaryota; Metazoa; Chordata; Lepidosauria; Squamata; Candoiidae
Gene: TM4SF19
Product: transmembrane 4 L six family member 19
Cellular component (GO): membrane
Source: RefSeq, a predicted model, not a curated record